GACGUUUCUGUCUUAUCAUCAUCGAAAAAGAACGAAAAACAAGGCAGUCGCAAAAAAUUUCUCAGGUCGAUGGAAAAAAAGUUAUUUUUUGAAGAAAAUCGUCUUUUACCACCCGCGUGAAAUCAUCACUGUCGCUGCUUCAAUGAACUUCAAUGUGUUUUCACUGCUUAAUUUAACAUCACUGCUGUCGGAUUACCUAAGCCAGCUGCAACUUCCGUCGUCGUUUUCGGCCCCGUCCGUUCCGGUGUCGUCAUCCCCUCCGGAGCAGGUUCCCCCAGCAGCAGCAGCAGUUGUGCCGGCCACCGACGACGGUUCAGAGACGCUUCUCGAGGGGGAUCAACUGCUGAGCGAGCAGUUUGACUUUAGCAUCCUCGCGGACGGUUGGUGCUUUUUGCGGAACUUUGUUGGCCAGUGGCUUGGAUCGGUUGGAAGUCCGUUGGAGUUUACCGAGUUCCAGGCGCACAUUGGGAAGACGUUUCUGGUUAUUCUGUGCGUGAACUUGCUGCUGAUUGGGUUCUACUGGCGGAAGUACGGAAGUAUAAUCACCGAUCGCUUCAUCCGGCCGAGUACCGCCAAGGAAAUCGAAGAGCUAAAGUUGUCCGUGGCACGACUUAAGUUGCCGAAGGAGCACAGCCCGCGGAUCUAGAAAUGUCCAACAAGCUUAAGAAAUUCUUCGCCAAGCAGAAGGUAAAGUUCGGUGCCGCUGG
Molecule: messenger RNA, 707 nt
Organism: Culex pipiens pallens (northern house mosquito)
Lineage: Eukaryota; Metazoa; Arthropoda; Insecta; Diptera; Culicidae
Exons: 2
Coding region: 143-646 (167 amino acids)
Source: RefSeq, a predicted model, not a curated record